CUGCGCUUCGACAACAAGGUGGGCAUCACUGCGUGCAUCGUCUACUUCGUCCUCAGCCAGACGCUCGGCGCAGUUGGUAUCUACAGUGCUGCUAUCGGAAUUUCAACGAUGUUUUCAAUACCACUGCUGUACGCCAACAUAUCUAUUGGAUUGGCGGGCACAGUCUACACGGCUCUGGGUGGCCUCCGUGGUGUUGUUUGGGCAGACUGUGUCCAGGCUUUGGUGAUGUUUGCCUCACCCCUAAUCAUCAUAGGGAAGGUCCUCUACGAUUCUGACAAUGUCAACCCUGCGCUCAGGCCGUUGAGUGAUUUGAAUGCUACAGACUACAUACUCAGAACGGAUCUGGACCUGACAAGUGACGAGAAUGUUUGGAGCGGCCUUGUUGGGGGCAUUCCUUAUGCCCUCGUACGCACAGGAUUUGACCAGAUGGCUUUUCAAAGGUUCAUGGCAGCGAGAACGAUGAAGGAUGCAAAAAGGAUCGUAGUGGCAAGCGCAGUUUCAGUUAUCGUUUUCUUUGUUAUUAUUGAUCUCGCUGCAUUAUCCUUGAUCUUCUGGUACAGGGAUUGCGACCCACUCCAAUCAGGUGCCAUUAGAAAUCCAGACCAGAUUGUUCCCUACUUUCUACGAAACAGCCUCUCUGAUGUCACAAUGCUUCGUGGCCUGUUUCUCGCCGGUCUGCUGGGUGCCUCCACGAGUACAGUGUCAUCGAUUGUAAACUCUCACGCGGCUGUCUUCUACACCGAUAUAGUCACGCCUUUCGUCAUCCUGAACGAACGAAAAGCACUAGUCGUGAUGCGACUUUUAGCUGAGCACAGGCACCACCGAAUGGUCUACAGAGAUGCGGCCUGGGUUAGGUGA
Molecule: messenger RNA, 858 nt
Organism: Rhipicephalus sanguineus (brown dog tick)
Lineage: Eukaryota; Metazoa; Arthropoda; Arachnida; Ixodida; Ixodidae
Product: putative sodium-dependent multivitamin transporter
Exons: 9
Coding region: 109-858 (249 amino acids)
Biological process (GO): transmembrane transport; sodium ion transport
Cellular component (GO): membrane
Molecular function (GO): symporter activity
Source: RefSeq, a predicted model, not a curated record